This is a messenger RNA of Acanthosepion pharaonis, 822 nucleotides long. Lineage: Eukaryota; Metazoa; Mollusca; Cephalopoda; Sepiida; Sepiidae. The record is from the annotation of a GenBank genome assembly.
AUGAAAGUUCCACUAUCAACAGACACGCCUACACAAGAUGGAUAUGUCUGUAUGUGUAUCUGUAAACACGAAAUCUUUCUUUGUUGUAUUAAUCUGAAUCGCUCUUUUCCCUCCCUAUCUUUCCUUCUGUCUUUCUAUCUCUCUUUCUCUUUCUAUUUCUUUCACGCUCUCUUUCUCUCUCCUUCUAUCUCUCCCCCCACACACACACUCUCUCUCUCUCUCUCUCUUGAUAUAAAGAAACAUAUUCCUUCAUUUCUUUCUUUCUUUCUUUCUUUCUUUCUUAUUCCAUUACCUUCUCUUUUAUUUCUUAUUUAUUUCCUCUUUUCCAUGUUCACCCCCCGUCCGUUCCUCUUUCUUUCUUUCUUUCUUUCUUUCUUUCUUUCUUUCUUUCUUCAUUACCUUCUCCUUUAUUUCUUAUUUAUUUCCUCUUUUCCCUGUUCACCCCACUUCCGUUCCUCUUUCUUUCUUUCUUUCUUUCUUUCUUAUUCCAUUACCUUCUCUUUUAUUUCUUAUUUAUUUCCUCUUUUCCAUGUUCACCCCACUUCCGUUCCUCUUUCUUUCUUUCUUUCUUUCUUUCUUUCUUUCUUUCUUUCUUUUAUUCUUUUAAUCUUUAUUUUAUUUUCUUUCUUUCUGUCUUUCGUUUUUUAUUUUGUUUUCUUUAAUUCUUGCUUUUCUUUUUUUCUUUCGUUCGGUCUUUCUUUUCUUUCGUUCUUUCCUUCUAUACUCUUUCUUUUCGUUCUCCCUUCUUACUUUCUUUUAAAUAUCUAUUUCCAUACGUUCUUUCUUUCUUUCUUUCUUUCUUUCUUUCUUUCUUUCUUCUAA